Messenger RNA from Rubroshorea leprosula, 588 nucleotides. Lineage: Eukaryota; Viridiplantae; Streptophyta; Magnoliopsida; Malvales; Dipterocarpaceae. The record is from the annotation of a GenBank genome assembly.
UAAUAAGCAAAGAAGAAAAACAGCAUUACAGUCAUGGAAGGCUUGAUUCCCUACCUCAUUCAUGCCAUGAAGAAGCAGAGGCCUCACCAUGGUUUUAGGUCCAUGUCCAUGGGCUCUAGCCGGAGCUACCAUUUGCUGUUAGGCGGCGGACAGGACUCCCUUGAGGGGUCGUCUCACCGGAGAACAAGGUCUGACUUCCAGCCACCUACCGUGGAGUUCCUGGAGCAGCAAGGGUUUAACAAGGGUUCUCUCAACUACCCUUCAAUGGCUGGCGGCUCAACCAUGAGCACGAGCAUAAGCAGCUUUUCUCAGCAACAACUGUCCAAGCCUAGCAACAACUAUGCUUCUAAUCUUCGGCAACGAAUCUGAUUGUUCAAAGUUCACACAGAAAAACGGAAGUUUGGAGUUCAAGCAGAAAAAAUUGAAGUUUGGAGUUCAUGAUUCUAUUGAUUUUUUUUUUUUUUCAAAUAAUUUCUGUUCGCUAGUUGUUUGGAGAUGAUCAUUAAGUGUAUUGUGUUCAUUAAGGUAUUGUCUGGAUUCUUGAAUUGUACAUUCAAACCGUUUAUGUAAUAAAUAGAUGUUUCUUUA